Messenger RNA from Prunus armeniaca (apricot), 390 nucleotides. NCBI's taxonomy places the organism in Eukaryota, Viridiplantae, Streptophyta, Magnoliopsida, Rosales, Rosaceae. The record is from the annotation of a GenBank genome assembly.
AUGGCUGGGUACAGGCCAAUUGUCGAACGGCAAAGGAAAGGGGUUACUUUAUUGGUCACAAGCCUUCUACUCAGAAGUCUUGGAGGAACAUGUGGUGCCUGGCCUAUGGUGACUGAGAGUGUCCGCAAGGAAAGACCGUCUCCAGACACAUUCCAACCCAUUUCUAGUUCGGUAAAGUUGGGGCCAAUCUCCAAAGAGCAAGAAGACGAGGUCGAGAGGGUGAGGUCACUGCUGUCAGAGACCGAGCGUGAGUAUAAAAACCUAGUCACUCAGAAGAAUCUGCUCGAGUCCGGCCUUUUGCAAGGAAGUAUCAUAAAGGGAAGCACAAAGGUGGCUAUGGAUCUAGAUGACGCUGAGAUGCAGAAACGGCUUAGGGAGUCUCGGGCGUAG